Sebastes umbrosus (honeycomb rockfish) is the source of this 4045-nucleotide messenger RNA. It is a transcript of the gene rps6ka2, whose product is annotated as ribosomal protein S6 kinase, polypeptide 2. Lineage: Eukaryota; Metazoa; Chordata; Actinopteri; Perciformes; Sebastidae. The record is from RefSeq and is a predicted model, not a curated record. Gene Ontology annotation, biological process: intracellular signal transduction; protein phosphorylation. The coding region runs from base 1 to 2244 and encodes 747 amino acids. The transcript has 22 exons. Gene Ontology annotation, molecular function: ATP binding; magnesium ion binding; ribosomal protein S6 kinase activity.
AUGGAUACCAGCACGCGAAAAUUCACAGUGCGGAGAUGGUUUUCUAUCUACUUGAAGAACAAGGCGGCAAGGAACAAGAACAACACUGGCUUCUGUCAACUAGAGGAUGACAGUAUACUUAAGGAGAUUGACAUCAGCCACCAUGUUAAGGAGGGUUGUGAGAAAGCAGACCCCUCUCAGUUCCAGCUGCUUAAAGUGCUGGGACAGGGCUCCUAUGGAAAGGUGUUUCUGGUGAGAAAGAUCAGAGGAGUGGACAGAGGACAGCUGUAUGCCAUGAAGGUCCUGAAGAAAGCCACACUGAAAGUUCGUGAUCGCGUGCGGUCUAAGAUGGAAAGAGACAUUCUGGCAGAAGUGAACCAUCCUUUUAUAGUUAAACUGCACUAUGCCUUCCAGACAGAAGGAAAGCUCUAUCUGAUCCUAGACUUCCUCCGAGGAGGAGACCUUUUCACUCGUCUGUCAAAGGAGGUAAUGUUUACAGAAGAGGAUGUGAAGUUUUACCUUGCAGAGUUGGCCCUGGCCUUGGACCAUCUACACAGUCUGGGGAUCAUCUACAGGGAUCUCAAACCUGAAAAUAUUCUUCUGGAUGAAGAAGGAAACAUUAAGAUAACUGACUUUGGAUUGAGUAAGGAGGCCAUCGACCAUGACAAAAGAGCAUAUUCCUUCUGUGGAACAAUAGAGUACAUGGCUCCAGAGGUGGUGAACAGGAGAGGGCACACACAAAGUGCUGACUGGUGGUCAUUUGGGGUACUUAUGUUUGAGAUGUUGACCGGAUCGCUACCAUUCCAAGGAAAAGAUCGGAAGGAAACAAUGGCUCUUAUUCUAAAGGCUAAGCUGGGAAUGCCACAGUUCCUCAGUCCUGAAGUGCAGAGUUUAUUGAGAGCGCUCUUCAAGAGGAACCCCGCUAAUCGACUAGGUGCAGGACCAGAUGGAGUGGAGGAAAUAAAAAGACAUCGCUUCUUUGCAUCGAUAAACUGGGUUAAGUUGUACAGGAAGGAAUUGAGGCCUCCUUUCAAACCGUCAGUCGGAAGACCUGAAGACACUUUCCAUUUUGACCCUGAGUUCACCUCCAGAACGCCCACUGAUUCUCCCGGCAUCCCUCCCAGCGCAAACACACACCAGCUGUUUCGUGGCUUCAGCUUUGUUGCAACGAAUCAAAGUCAGGAGCCCAGCGUUGCUACGGUAGCAGCUUCACGUCAGGAGGUGAACAGCAUCAACCCAAUGGCGAAGCAUCUCAAAGGUGAUGUGGCCUUCAGUGACGUUUAUGAGCUGAAGGAGGAAGUUGGACAGACAGCGACUUCUGUCAGCAGAAGAUGUCUGCACAGAGUUACUGCUGUGGAGUAUUCAGUGAAGAUCAUUGAAAAAGCGCGGAAAGAUCCAUCAGAGGAGAUUGAGAUUCUGUUAAGAUACGGACAGCAUCCAAAUAUUAUCACCCUGAAGGAUGUGUUUGACGACGGCCAGUGUGUGUCCCUGGUUCAGGACUUACUGAGAGGAGACGAGCUGCUGGACAGAGCUCUGACGGUGCCAAACUUUACAGAGAGAGAUGUGUCAGACAUCGUCUGCACACUGUCCAAGACUGUGGAAUAUUUACACUCACAGGGGGUCGUGCAUCGAGACCUGAAGCCUAGUAACAUUCGCUACUCUGAUGACAGUGGACUCCCAGAAUGCAUCAGGAUAUGUGAUUUUGGUUUUGCCAAACAGCUCAGGGCUGAGAAUGGCUUGUUGAUGACCCCCUGUUACACAGCUACGUUCAUGGCUCCUGAGGUUCUGAAGAAGCAGGGUUAUGAUGCAGCCUGCGACAUCUGGAGCCUGGGGAUCCUGCUCUACACCAUGAUAGCAGGUUUCAGUCCGUUUGCCAGCAGUUCUGAGGACACAGCGGAGGAAAUUCUGGCUCAAAUCGGCAGUGGGAAAUUCAUUAUCACAGGAGGGAACUGGGACCUGGUGUCAGACUCUGCCAAGGACAUUGUGAUGAAGAUGCUCCAUGUGGACCCUCACCAACGCCUGACUGCCCCCCAGGUUCUUCGUCACCCCUGGAUCGUAGACAGAGACCAGCUCUCUGACAAAGCUCUCACCAGACAAGAUGCUCUUACUGUCAAGGGAGCACUGUCGGCCACCUACUCUGCUCUGAAGCGCUGCGCUCCUGCUCCGGUCCUGGAGCCUGUUCAGUCCUCCAGCCUGGCUCAGCGGCGAGGAAUGAAGAAACUGGAGAGUCCCAAAGUUAACUCAGACCCUAAAGAAAAAGAAUAGCCUCAACAAUCUGAAUGAAACUUGAAAGAAACUAAACAUGCCACAUAAUUAAAGAAGACGUACUAUUUUUGAAAAGCCUAAAUGUUGUUACAAAGUGCUCCUUUGGACUAAGCCUAAUUAACUAAAGCAGUCCACUAGCACUGGCAUCAGGACUAGUUUCAGUUCACUUAAUUCAAAGUGUAAAUUUUAAACCUUUUAAAUUUUAAACUAAUCUAUUACUGUGCAAUAUAACAUUCAUCAUGUGCACCUGCACAUAAAAUGUGACUUUGUCCGAUCCCUCAGUUGUCCUGCGGGUAUUACAAGCUCAGUUCAAAGUUUUUUCAUAGUUUGGUCAUCGCUAUUAAAACUGAUCUGCAGCUGAUAUUCAAAGACACAUGGACACACGUUUACAUCUUUUUGGUCAUACAUGGUCAGAAUACAAUUAGAGCUGUAUAGUAGUGCAAUAUACACAGACAAAUUGUCCAUUCCUGUAGAAGCUCCAGCAGCUGAACGUAGGGACAAAUUAGUCUGGUCACCGAAAUCAGAAAAAGCAUUAAUCAGUGCCACAAACAACAUGCCAACUAGUCGGUUUACUUUAGUUUUCAUAUUUAGCACAUACAUGUAUGUCAGCAGGAGUUCAUGCCAUGCAUUAAUACCGUCUUCCACAUGAAUUGCUCUAGCAUAACAAUUAUUUGAAUGAGGUACUCUCACUCUGAUUAUUACAUUUUUUCCUACAAUCAAUCCUCUGAGUUCUACAGAGUUAUGCAUGUUAAAAAUGUAAAUAUCCUACCAAAGGGAAUCAUUAAGUUAACUAUGCCAUUGAAGUCUUAUUGUUCAUACUAUGCUUAAUAAUUUCACUGUAUGUAUUGUUGUCUUCCAUGAAUACCGCCUUUGACUAUUGUAAAAUGUGUUGUUAAAUGUAUCACUGCUGCACAGAUCAGAUGGAACAGUGAGCUCCGGAGGUAUUUAUGUUGAACGUAGUUUGUUGUGUUUUUUCAUAACAUAUUCCAAAUGUUAUUUGGCUUAAGAGUAGUCAUAUAGAUGCAGGGAAACUCUUUGGUAAAUGUCUCUGCAGCCUGUACUACUUUGUAUUAUUAACCCAGCAUUCAGUGUGAUAGAUCAUCUUUCAGUGUGUGUUCGAGUAGCUGCCGGUACACUUCUGUUUGCUGUUAGUGUCUGAAAGCCAAAAUGUUUGAGAAGCACUGUGUCAGAGGAUUGUAUAUAUAUACUGUCUAUUGCUGCUGCCCUGAUUGUAUCUAAUAAGUUGUGCAAUCACAAAUACGAGGUAAGACUGAACAGGGUGUUUUGCAGACAUGAGUAGCACACUUUGCGUUGUACAGUUUACCAGUAGGAAUGUAGAUUAUGAUGCUCUACUAUGAAUACAUACCUACUGGUCAGAGGUGAAACAAAACAUAUUGUGACGUGUAUAACCAAUAAGCACUGUAGCAGAGAUACAGUCAUUCUGUACAUAUUAUGUUUGCCGAUACACAGGCUGUAUGUGUUGUGACGCGCUGCACAACUGUGAGAGGUGGAGCUGGGACAGAUGCAAUAUGCAAUAUGCAGAUAAGGUUGUAGAUAUUGUGUUGUACAACAAAGGUAAAGCUGUAAAUAUUGUUUAAAUUGUACAUAUAGUGUUGUACAACUAUCGGCAAGCAGUAAGGCUGUAUAUAUUGUGUUUGCAGAUAUAUAGAGAUUGUACAUAUUAUAUUGUGUUGUGCAUCCAUUGCUCAGAGUGUACAUACUGUCUAUACCUGGCCAAUCACUGGAAUUAUUGGCUAGAAUGCCAAAGUUUUACAAAUAAAGGAAAAGAACAGAAAUGGCA